AUGGCGCAGUUGGACGCCGUUCGCGAGGCCGCUCAGGUCGAAAAGGCCGAUAUUACGAUACGCACCCAAGAGCUACCAGACGAAAUCGACGCCCAGCAACUAUUUCAAUUGCAGGCUUGGAAUACACCGCCGCCAUCAUCGGUGGAGUUCUGCAUCCAUGACCUUAUUCGGAACCGCUGUGAUACACAGCCAGGGGCCCCUGCAGUGUGCGCCUGGAAUGGUCAAUUGACAUACGCCGAGUUGGACGUGCUAUCUUCCGCCGUGGCGUAUGAGCUGAUUGCACAUGGAGUGGGCCCAGAGAGAUUUGUUCCUGUAUGCCUGGAGAAAUCGCUCUGGACCCCGGUUGCUAUGCUCGCCGUCCUAAAAGCGGGCGGCGCCUUCGUACUUCUCGAUCCCUCGCACCCGACUCAGCGGAUAGAGGAGAUCUGCCGCGCCGUGAAGUCGACGGUGAUGAUUUUAUCGAAGGAGUCUGCAGGGCGAGUAACCAGCCUCGCGGCAGAUGCGAUUAUUAUCGACAAUGGGACCGCCGACUGGACACAGGUCGGCAAGGAAAUCACCGUACCCGUUCAGCCCAGAAACGCCGCCUACACCGUUUUCACCUCGGGGACAUCCGGAAAACCCAAAGGUGUAGUGAUUGAGCACCGCUCGUUGGCUACCACCGCUGUGGCCCACAGUCGAGCGAUGAAUAUGCAUGCCCAGUCACGGGUGUUGCAAUUUGCCUCCUACGCAUUUGACGCAUGUUUACUCGAAAUCUUGACUGUUCUGAUAGUCGGUGGAUGUGUAUGUGUGCCUUCCGAGGACGAGCGCCAGCGCGAUCUGGCUGCUGCGUUGCGUCGCAUGCAAGUCAACUGGAUGUUUCUCACGCCGUCACUAGCGCGCGUGCUUGAGGUCGACGAGUUUCCUACGCUGCGAACCCUGGUCGUUGGCGGCGAGGCGCUCCAAAAAGAAGAUAUGCGAAAAUGGGCACCGCAUGUUCAGUUCUUUGAGGCGUACGGUCCGACGGAGUGUGCAGUGAUUUGCAUGGCGAGAGAAUGUCUGGUUGACGAUUCUGACCCAAGCAAUAUUGGAUUCGGAGCUGGAGUGACAUGCUGGAUUGUUGACCCGGAUGAUCACAGCCGAUUGGCUCCAAUUGGCAGUGCUGGUGAGCUGCUCCUCGAUGGCGCUCCUGUAGGUCGGGGGUACAUCAAUGAUGCUGACCGAACCGCGUCGGUAUUUAUCGAUCCCCCGGCCUGGCAUCGCCAGUUCAGACCUAAUGCUUCCGGGCGUCUAUACAAGACCGGGGAUCUGGCCUGUUAUGCUCUCGAGGAUGGGUCAAUCCGAUACAUAGGACGCAAGGACAGUCAGGUCAAGCUGCGUGGGCAGCGCCUUGAGCUAGGAGAAGUUGAAUUUCAUCUUCGACGCUUAUUCCCGGCCGUCGUCAAUGUCGUGGUCGAGAUGGUUGCCCCGGCUGAUAUGGCGGACUCGCCUAUGCUGAUUGCUUUCAUCCUUCAAGAAACGCCAUCAGAAGGCAAGAUAGACGGAUGGCUCAUGCCUCCCAGCGGUCUCUUUCGAGAACAGGCGCAGAUUACUCGAACUCAGCUUCAGGAGUCAAUUCCAAAGUACAUGAUUCCUACGGUCUUCCUACCGCUGCAAUCAAUGCCAUUAGUGACAAGCGGAAAAAGUGAUCGUCGCCAGCUUCGAAGUCUGGCUGCAGCGCUGACGCGACAGGAACUCCAAUGUUAUUCAGAUGUUACUUCGUCUGAAGACAAGCGACAACCCUCUACCGCCACGGGACUGGCCAUUCAGCAGCUUUGGUCUCAGAUCUUAGGCGUUCCUCGCGACGAAGUCGGCUUAGAUGACAGUUUCUUUGCCAUCGGAGGAAGCUCUGUGACUGCAAUGAAGCUUCUUGGUGUUGCGCGGCGAAUGGGGUUGAAGUUCGAGCUGGGUACUCUUUACAGCCAGACAUUGGACGAGAUCGCUGCAGGGCUGGAAGAUCGUCAGCUCGAUGUCGCGGAGAAAGACACUAUUGGCCCCUUCUCUCUCCUACCAGAAACAGAUCAUAGAGCUAUCAUUGACUGUGUCAAGCACCAGUGUAAACUGCAAAGCCGCGAGGCAAUCGAGGAUGUGUAUCCCUGCACACCGCUCCAAGAAGGUCUCAUGUCGCUAACAGCUAAGCGUCCGGGUGCAUACAUCGUCGUAUUCAACUACGCACUCCCAGGUUCUGUGGAUAUCAAUCAGUUCCAAAAAGCCUGGAAUGCGGUUGUCCAAGCAAAUCCAAUCAUGCGUACUCGUAUCGUGCAGACAAGCAGUGGUGCGAUGUACCAAGCGGUCCUUCGCCAGGCAGUUCCAUGGGAGGCGCCCACUAAUAGCUACCAUGGAGACUGGAAUGCCGGGCAGCGCCUUGUCAGAUUCAUACUAAGUCCCGGGCCGUCGAAGCAUUUUACACUGGUGAUUCAUCACGCGUUGAGUGACGGCUGGGCAGUUCCGCUGCUUCUGAGGCAGGUUGAAGCGGCUUAUCACGGCAAGGUUCUUCAACAGAGGCCCUUCAAUGGAUUCAUCAGUUACAUUAUUCGCAAUACCGACGCCCAACAACGGUUUUGGAAAGAGCAUUUUGUCAACCUGGAAGCGGCUGUCUUCCCUCGGCUGCCAUCUCUGGGAUACAUUCCCAAUCCAACAGUCAAGAGAACCUGUGUGAUCCCAGUAAAACAGGAUGCAGGCCACAGUAUCUUCGCCGCCCCAAACAAACUCAAGCUGGCCUGGGCUAUCCUUGUAUCUCUUUACACUGAUAGCCCAGACAUAGUCUUCGGUAUCACCGUGACCGGCCGAGGGGCUCCGGUGUUAGAUAUCGAGGAGAUGACUGGUCCAACCAUCGCCACAAUUCCAAUCCAGCUGCACGUUAAUCCUGAGCUUACAAUUGCAGAAGCUCUUCUUCAGGUCCAAGAUCACUCUGUUUCCACGGUCCCAUUCGAACAGGCUGGCCUGCAGAAUAUAAGCCGUUUGGGACCCGAUGCCGCUGCUGCAUGCCAGUUCCAAAGCUUGAUGGUUAUUCAGCCGCAGCAGGAACGGUUUCCGGACAUGUUUUCCGCCGUUCAAGACCUGUCUCAGGUGGAUGCAUUCAGCUCGUACGCCAUUACUUUGAUAUGCAAGCAAUUACCCGACAGCAUUGAGAUCGAGGCGACAUUUGACUCGGAAGUGAUGGACGAGAUUCAAUUGACUCGAAUGUUGCAACAACUGCGGAAUAUUGUACAGCAAUUGACGCUACCGAACGAAAGCCUUUGCAUCGGCAGCCUAAGCAACACUAGUAGUAACGAUAUGGAGCAGUUGAUGGAAUGGAAUAGAGACAUUCCAGCAGCCAGCGAAAAAACUCUUCAUGGUAUCGUUCUCCAUCAAACAAAGAUCCAGCCACAUUCUGAAGCUGUUUGCGCGUGGGAUGGGGACUUGUCUUAUCUUGAACUUGACGAUUAUUCCGCCCGGCUGGCCCAGUAUCUGCUCAGUCUGGGAAUCAUUGAGUCGGAGUCAAGGAUAGCCGUGUGCCUGGAAAAGUCUCGAUGGACUAUCGUAACACUUCUGGCUGUUCUUCGCGCUGGUGGUGUAUGCGUCCUCAUCGACCAUGGUCAUCCCCGUCGACGGAUAGAGGAUAUUGUUGAAAAAACAUCCCCACCGUUGCUGGUGGCAUCGGCGACCUACGACAGCAUCGUUCAAGAUCUGGAAAGCAACAUCGUUCUGAUUACAGAAUCAUUCAUACAGAGUCUGCCGCCGCUCUCUGUGAAGCUCCCAGAGGUCUCACUUCAUCAAGGUGCAAUAAUUCUGUUCACUUCAGGAAGCACAGGGACUCCAAAGGGAAUAGUCAUGGAGCAUGUCAACCUAAGCACGAGUAUCCUCGCACACAGCGGACCAAUGAAUCUCAACCGUACCUCACGGUCAUUGCAUUUUGCGUCGUAUGCAUUCGACGUGAGUAUUUACGAGGUGUUCAACACAUUGGCUCAAGGAGGCUGUGUGUGCGUGCCUUCAGAAUCGGACCGAAUGAACAAUCUGGCCAAUGUCAUCCGCCAACAAAGGAUCAACUGGGCUCUAUUGACACCAUCGACCCUUAGUUUGUUUGGUCCCGCAGACGUUCCCUCGCUGAAGACUCUCGUUCUUGCUGGCGAAGCAGUCACUCGCGAUCCAGUAGACACAUGGGCGGACAAAGUGACUCUCAUCAAUGCGUAUGGACCGGCGGAGGCCACGUUCACCACUGUUGGACCUAUUCCACCCAGAGGUUGGCGGUCAGGAACGAUUGGUCAUAUGUAUGGCAGUGUGGGAUGGAUCACAGAUGCCCAUGAUCCAGGAAAGCUAGCAGCCAUCGGGGCUGUUGGUGAGCUACUCGUUGAGGGCCCAAUUGUGACUCGGGGGUAUCUAGACGAACCCGCGAAGACAGCCGCGUCCUAUAUAGCGACACCGGCAUGGUUGCGGGGCUUUCGGGCGAAGAAUGGCGCGGGCCGGCUCUACAGGACCGGCGAUCUGGUGCAGUAUAACCCCGAUGGUUCCAUCCGGUAUGUUGGGCGCAGGGAUACGCAGGUGAAGCUCCGUGGGCAGCGCAUCGAGCUAGGAGAGGUCGAGUAUCAUGUUCGAAGCUGCUUUGGCCUGGCAGCGGAGGUAGUUGCAGAAAUCAUCGUUCCUCGGGAAAGCAGCUCGCCAGUUCUUGUCGCUUACAUUUGCCGAAACUUGGAUGAUGGUGACCAAGUUCACGAUCCAGAGGCCUCGGACGAGGAGCAAAGUCUCUUCCUAUCACCGAGGCCAACCUUCAGGACAGCUGUUCAACAAGCCGAAAGCAAACUCUCGGAGUCCAUUCCAAGUUUCAUGAUACCUAGCAAGUUCCUGGCUCUUCGACAGGUUCCAUUGACCCGCAGUGGGAAGGUGGAUCGUCGACGGUUGCGAGAGGCUACCAAGAGUCUAUCCAACUCCCGCUUCCAGCUUUACACUUCACAUGCGAACAAUGUCACCAGAAGAUUCCCAUCCACAAUGACAGAGCGGUUUUUGCAGCAGCUCUGGGCCAACGUCCUACGCAAGGAGGCGGGGUCUAUCGGACUGGAUGAUAACUUCUUCCGAUUAGGAGGUGACUCGAUCAGUGCCAUGCAGGUUGUUGCGCAAUGCACUUCCAAGGGUCUCAGGCUUAAUGUUGCAAGUAUCUUUCGAUUUAAGACAAUAGCUAGGCUUGCUGAAGAGUUAGACGAAGCUCUACUAACCAUUGAAAAUGCUGGCCAUCAGAGUAUGGCGUUCGAGUUGUCGCCAAUGCAGCAGAUGAUAUUCGACACAGCAACAGAAUACAAUCGCUGCUGUCAGAGUGUUGUGCUCCUACUUAGCAAGGUCAUAUCCUCUGAGAUGCUUCACAAUGCACUGAAGGUGGUUGUGAAGAAUCAUCCAAUGCUCCAUGCCAGAUUUACUCAAAACAGCAAAGGGGAAUGGAGCCAGAGUAUCUCCGAAGUCCUCGAACAUGACUCCAUGUAUCAAUCGCACCUUCUGUCGUCCUUCGAUGCAACUGGCUUUGUAUCCGCACGUCAAAAGGAAAUUAACGUGCGGAAAGGCCGCAUCUUCCUCUGUGACAGAAUCGAAGUCGAAGCAGACGGGGAAUGCUUCCUUUCUUUAAUAGCUCACGAAUCGAUCAUUGACAUCUCCUCCUGGCGGAUCAUUCUUGCAGACCUCAAUGCCCUUUUAGAAGGCAGAUCCCCACUGCAAUCAACGUCGUCCUUCCAAGAUUGGUGCCAUUUGCAAUCCAAGCAUGCAACUGCUACGCCGGCACCUGCUCAAAUAGCGGACAGAGACACCUAUUGGGAGGCAGACUGCGAUGCCGGUAUUCACGAAUGGGAGUUCAGUCUCUCGGAGCAAGUCACCCAGGCUCUGCUAGGCCCAGCAAACGAUGCCUUCAAUACCGAACCAGUAGAGCUGCUUCAUGCAACGCUAUUGCAGUCCUUUGCUCAGAUCUUUGUCGAUCGCCCAACACCCACGAUGUAUUAUCAAGAGGACGGUCGGUGUUCCAACGCUGGUCUGGCACGGACUGUUGGAUCUUUCUUAACGCUAUCGUCAGUCAACGUCUCUGUCACUCCAACGGACGACUUAUUCGAAAUCGUACGGAAGACCAAGGACGAACGGCGGAGACAUUCCAUUCCUUCGAUUCCAACUGCCGGUUCUCCGAUUGUUGUGUUGAAAUAUCAUGGCCAUGAGAUUCAGCAACAAUUCAAACCUUUCUUGCAGCCCAUCUCCGUUUCCGAGAACCCACCUCAUCUCGCACCCAUUGGAAUCACGGCUAAGAUCCGAGGCUCAAAUAUGGUGUUCAAUUUCACCGUGAAUUGCACAGACCGCGAGCAAUUGCUUCAGCAAUGGAAAGAAAGGUUUCACCAAGCUCUGGAAACAGCAGCAUCAGUAUUACCAACCAAGGAGGUGACGUGGACGCUCUCCGACUUUCCUUUACUGCCGUAUACCUAUCCGGAGCUCGAGACCUUCAUUCAAGGCGUCAUCCUGCCACUGAAGAAAGAAGAUCUCCAGAUCGAGGACGCCUAUCCUUGCACACCCAUCCAGCAAGGCAUCCUACUAAGCCAGGCCCGGGAUUCGCUCCGUUAUCGGAACAGAUGGUCCUGGUCAGUGCACUCACGUAACGCCUCCACUGUGGAUCUAGAGCAACUGAGCCGAGCGUGGCAGCAGGUGGUUCAAAGACACCCGCUUCUGCGAACCAUCUUUUUUGACAGUGCGCACCGGGAUGGAUCACAGCAUCAGGCCGUGCUGAAGGAGAUCCCAUUUGAAGAAGUGUGUAUCAUCCUACCCCCUUCAGAUGACCCGCUUAAGCGACUCGACGACUACGAGCUUCCCGCGACAUUACCAUUGAGACCGCCGACUCGUCUUAUCAUUUGCGGUUCUCCCUCAGGCGAGGCGGCCUGCUUGUUAGACAUUAGCCAUGCUGUUGUAGAUGGCAUGUCUCGUCAGGUCCUCUGGAGCAACUUGUGCCAGGCGUACGAGGAUGGGCUAACCCCAACGGUACCGGCUACCUAUCGUGAAUAUUUCGAGUAUCUUGAGAAGCAGCCACUGGAUGACGAUCGCGCUUACUGGGAAAAAUACCUGGGCGAUGUACAGCCAUGCGUCUUCCCCGGGUCAUCUGAGCCAAACGAUGCAGUCGCUCAUUCUCACGUCGAGAUUACGGUGCCUUUUGAUCAGGCCCUUCGUCAGUUCUGUCAUGAUUAUGAUGUGACAUUGGCGAAUACAUUCCAGCUAGCUUGGGCACUUGUCUUGCGAACGUACCUUAAUUCGGACAGCGCGUGUUUCGGCUAUGUCACGUCUGGAAGGGAUGUUCCAAUUCCCAACAUUGACAUCACCGUAGGCCCGUUCAUCAACAUGCUGGUCUGCAAUAUAUCUCUACAGGGCACGGCGAAAAUUCUGGAUUUGCUCGAGCAAAAUCAAGCAGAUUUUGUGCAAAGCCUGACCCAUCAGACUCUGGCACUGGGAGAAAAGACACGCUGUGCCAAAGUGUCGGAUAGGGCGCUGUUCAAUACCGUCAUGUCUGUGCAGAGGGAAUUGGACGAGCAUUCGGGUGGAUCCAGUCUUGUGUUUAAGGAUUUGAAGACCGAGGGGGGUACCGAGUACGAUGUUGGUAUCAACAUCGAGGUAUCAGAAGAAUCCAUUGGCGUUUCGCUGCUAUAUGCGACGAGUUUCCUUUCGGACAAUCAGGCCGGAAAUGUGAUCGAUGCGUUCCAGCAGGCUUUGUGGGGCAUCACGUCGAGGCCCGCGCAAAGGGUCCACGAACUCAGUCUAUUCGGCCCCUUCAACAAAAGGAAUCUUGAAGCCCACAGCCCGCAGAUGCUCUCACCUGUCCAUCGGUGUGUCCAUGACUUGAUCCACGACCAGUGCCUCGCCCGGCCGACCUCCCAGGCUGUCUGUGCCUGGGACGGCGACUUUACAUAUGCUGAAGUCGACCGUCUAAGCUCUGCCUUGGCAACUCACCUCUCCAAGUACGAUGAUUCCCGGGGGGGCUACAUUGGAAUCUACUCCGAGAAGUCUCGCUGGGCCAUAAUUGCCAUGGUCGGUGUGAUGAAAUGCGGUGCAGCUUUUAUUCUUUUGGACCCAUCGUAUCCCAUCCAGCGUCUGCAAGGGAUGAGCGAUGAUGCCCGAAUCUCCGUGAUCAUUUCAUCUGAAGCACAUAAAAGUACCUCUACUUCACUUGCAAAACAUGUGGUUACUGUCAGCGACCAUGAAGAUUGGUCUGCCGCCACGUCCCAGCCUCCGCGACCAUCAGUGCCAAGCAGUGCAUUCUGCGCUCUCUUCACAUCCGGUUCAACAGGCAAACCAAAGGGAGUUGUAAUCGAGCAUCAAUCCUUCUCCUCAGCCGCGCUUGCUCAGGGGCCAGCUCUCAAUCUUAACUCCGAGUCCCGGGUUCUCCAGUUUGCCUCGUAUGCUUUCGAUGCCAGUGUUUAUGAAAACAUCACCACCCUGAUCCAUGGUGGCUGUGUUUGUAUUCCUUCUGAAGCCGAGCGCACGCAAGACCUCGCGCGUGCUGUCGCCAAUAUGCAAGUCAAUUGGGCUUUCCUUACCCCCUCUGUGGCAAGGAUCCUAGACCCGACCGAGUUCCCGAGCCUAAAGACCAUGGUUCUAGCUGGCGAGCUGAUAUCCGCGAAGGAGCUGAAGGCCUGGCAGGAUAGACUGGAUAUCCAUCUUGCGUAUGGCCCUGCUGAAUGCUCGAUCAUGUGUGUUGGGACGGGUCCUAUUUCUGCAACCACCAGUGGACGCGAUAUCGGUUUAGCCGUGGGUUGCAGAUCGUGGGUCGUCGAUCCAAAUGACCAUGAGAAGUUGCUGCCUCUCGGAGCCGUGGGUGAACUGUUGAUCGAGGGACCAGGCGUUGGUCGCGGCUAUAUCAACGAGGCGGAGAAGACCGCAGCUGCAUUCAUAUCACCACCAUCCUGGCUUCGAGAGCUUGUCGGCGGCCAAAGGUUCUCUAUUUAUAAAACAGGAGACCUAGUCAAGUACAACGAGAACGGAUCUUUGCACUAUAUCUCCCGCAAGGACACACAGGUGAAGCUUCGUGGUCAGCGUGUCGAGCUCGGCGAGGUUGAGUUUCAUCUGCGUGAAUGCUUUCCCAAUACUCAGGAUGCCAUUGCGGAGGUCGUCAAGCCGCCCGGAGAAAGCAGGCCAGCAGCGCUCAUGGCCUUUAUUCUGCAAGAUCGUGCAGAAGCUAUUUCCCAUAAACGCAGGAUUUUUGGAGACUCUGGUGAUAUCUUCAAGGAAGGCAUCGCGACGGCGUUAUCCAGACUCGAUGAGGUUCUACCCACCUACAUGGUGCCUACUAUAUUCGUUCCUCUGGAUCAAAUCCCCCUGACAAAGACUGGAAAAACAGACCGACGGGCUCUCAGGGAGGCCGCAGAAGCGCUCACAAGACAACAAAUGGAAAAUCUAACUUCUAUAAGCUCGACAAAAACGCCGCCCUCCACUGAAGCGGAAUCGGUGUUUCAACGGUUGUUAGCGCUGGUUCUCAAUCUAGAGGUGUCGGACAUAGGCGUCGAUGAUCAUUUCUUCCGCCUCGGAGGGGACUCAAUCAUCGCCAUGAAGCUCAUUCCCCUUGCUCGUGAGGCUGGCUAUGCCAUUGAUAUGACUGAUGUAUUCAAUCAUCCCAGGUUGCGUGAUUUGGCCGCUGCCGCAGGGGCGGAUGCUACUGAAACGAACUACGAUGUCUUGCCUUUUGCCCUGAUUGAGAACAAUGUCCUAAGUCAACAGUCUAUAGCCAAGUCAGCCGCCGAGAGGUGCCGUAUUUGCAUGGACGAUAUUGAAGACAUUUACCCAUGCACGCCCCUACAGGAGGGGCUGAUGACCUUGACCGCAAAGACACCCGGUCAAUACAUUGCGAGGUUUGACUACGACCUAGCUGCUGACGUUGACUUGGUCAGGUUCCAGUCUGCCUGGGACAAGGCAUUCGACGCUAAUGCCAUCCUGCGCACUCGCAUCGUCCAAUUAGGUGCAUCGAAUAUGCUUCAGGUGGUGGUUCGUCAUUCAAUCCGCUGGCAUGUGUUCGAGACUCAAGAAGAGUAUGAGCAAGUGAAACGCCCCACAAUGACAUUGGACAGCGAAUUAGCCCACUUCGCCAUUGUCAAGGCAAGCGGCAGCUUCCAUCUCACACUACACCAUGCAUUGUAUGACGGCUGGUCCCUGCCGCUGCUGUGGGACCAAGUCAACGCAUCGUAUCAUAGAGGUGAGCCACUGCAAUCAAGGCCUUUCAAGCAUUUUAUUCGACACAUCCGAAACGUCCAGGGCACAGAGGCCUUCUGGCAGUCGGAAUUUACCAGCUUGAGUGCCCCUAUCUUCCCUGCUCUGCCAUCGCCUCGAUACAUCCCUGCUCCAAAGUCAUCUCUCGAACAUCGCAUCACCAACCUGGCCCGUGCAAACACAGAAUAUACCGCGCCUACCUUGAUUCAAUUGGCCUGGGCUGUGAUAAUGUCUUGCUACACGGACUCCGAGGACAUUCUAUACGGGCUGACCGUGAACGGACGAAGCGCUUCGGUCUCUGGAAUCCAGGAUAUCACCGGCCCGACAUUUGCCACUGUCCCUGUGCGUUUCCAUGUCCGGGCCGAAGAUACCGUGGAUACAGCAAUGAAGGCUAUGCAGCAAAAGGCUACGUCCAUGAUUCCAUUCCAACAGACAGGUCUGCAGUACAUUCGUCAGCUAGGCCCUGAGGCGGCCACCGCAUGCAGCUUCCAAUGUCAACUUGUCAUUCAGCCUUCAAGUUCCAGUGAACAUGAGGGGAAUGCCAUCGCGCAUGUGCGAGGCGAACACGAGGACUACUAUGCUUUUGCGAGUGUUGCAUUAUUUAUGGUGUGCCACCUUGCAGAGAAUGGCGAUGUUGCUGUCACUGUCAACUAUGAUGAGGGAGUGGUCCAUCCAGUGGAGGCGACUAGGAUGAUGCAGCAAUUCGAGCACAUUCUGCGUCAAAUGUCAAGUGAUGUCUUGAAUGGCCUUCACAUCCGGGAUCUUAACCUCGUCAGCCCCCAGGACCAUCAGCAGAUGGUGGAGUCGAAUUCCGUCGUCCCGUCGUCUGUCGAAUCCUGCGUACACGACCUUGUUCUGCAGCAAUGUUCUCUGCGGCCAAAAGCUUCUGCGAUUUCCUCAUGGGACGGGGAGGUAACUUAUGGUACUCUCGAUUUACUAUCAGGCUUACUGGCACAGCAUCUUCAGUCGCUCGGUAUCCAGCCAGGAUCACUGGUCCCGCUGUGCUUCGAGCGCUCCAAAUGGAGCAUCAUCACUAUGAUAUCAGUCCUCCGUAUCGGAGCCACCUGCGUCAACCUAGACCCAACCCAUCCCAAGGGACGCAUCCAGGAAAUUCUACAACGCACAGCCGCCAAAUCAGUGAUUGUCUCCGCUGCGAACGAACAUCUGAUGACUGGGGCAAAUGUAUCAGUGAUCACCGUUCCUAUCCUCGAUGCAACAGAGAUGGUGGAGAAAUUCAUAGCCCCUGACACCAAGCCCUCUGAUGCAGCCUUUGUCGCAUUUACUUCAGGCAGCACAGGAAAGCCAAAAGGCAUCGUGAUGGAACACCGCAACCUUUGCACUAGCAUCCGACAUCAUAGCCCUGUUUGCUAUAUCAAUGAAAAUACUCGAGCUUUGCAUUGGGCUUCCUAUGCCUUUGACAUGAGUCUCGGCGAGGUCUUCAGCGUCCUCGUCCACGGUGGCUGUGUUUGCAUUCCCUCCGAGUUCGAUCGCCUCAACAAUGUCGCCCCAUUCAUCAAUGAGCACAAUGUCAAUUGGACAUUUUGGACGCCUUCAUUCCUCAGCCUUUUCCAGCCAGACGAUAUCCCUGGAGUACAGACCGUGGUCCUUGGAGGAGAGCCAGUCACACAGGAUAACAUCCGUACCUGGGCCUCCAGAGUUAACUUGGUCAACGCAUACGCCCCGGCGGAAACAUCCAUUUGCAAUGUUCUGAGCCAAAUCCCCUCCGUCGGCUGGCGAGAAGGCACGAUUGGACGAAUGUUUGGCGCAGUGGCGUGGAUCACCAUGCCGUCUGAUCCCACCCGCCUAGCUCCCUUGGGUGUUGUUGGAGAGCUGCUGAUUGAAGGCCCAACGGUCACCCGCGGUUACCUUCGUGAUACCGAACGAACCGCUGAGGCUUAUAUCGAGGAUACGCCACCAUGGCUCAGCUCUUUCAGGUCCGGUAGCACUACGAGGCUAUAUCGAAGUGGGGAUCUAUUUCAGCUCAACCCCGACGGUAGCCUUCGCAUCAUCGGCCGCAGAGACACCCAGGUUAAGCUACGCGGCCAGCGCAUUGAGCUUGGCGAGGUAGAACAAAAUGUGCGAGAUCUGCUCCCUGAUGUGAGAGAAGUCGUGGCUGAAGUGGUAAUUCCAAGCGGAGGUUCUCCAACCCUAAUGGCAUUCAUCGCCCAUUCCACUGCUAGUAGCGAGACACUAUUCGUGUCUCCCAGUCCGGCUUUCCUAGCUCAGGCCGCAACAGCAACAGUCCAGCUGCGGCAUCUACUUCCAAAAUACAUGGUUCCCGGUGUUAUUCUUCGAGUAUCGCAUAUCCCACACAACUCCAACGGCAAGGUCGACAGGCGGCUGCUGCGGGAACAAGCGGCGACUCUCACUCGUCAACAGAUACAGGCACUCUCCGCUGUCCAGUCUGCAAAGCGUGUGCCAGCAACUGAAGGAGAAAAGCUGCUCCAAGGUCUCUGGGCCGGCAUACUCCAAACAUCGGCGGAACAAAUCGGGGCAGACGAUGAUUUCUUCCAUCUUGGGGGAGACUCCUUCGCAGCCAUGAAACUGUCAGCCAUUGCUCGCCACCAGGGUCUGCAUCUUCCGGUGCCAUUCAUUUUCAGCCAUCCCGUUCUCUCCGAUCUAGCCAAACUCAUCAGCUAUUCAGAAUCUCAUUCUGUAUCCGAAUACUCCCCAGGGUCUCUGCUCGGCAUCACUGAUCUUGAAUCCUUUCUCGCUGAGCUCCCACCCUACCCAUUUGACAAACAGGACGUGGUUGAUGUCGUCCCUACCACCGAGUUUCAAAGCCGGCUCAUGGUCGAAGAGGAUAUCACCUACUCUCAACUCCAUCUGCCCACUCAUAUCAACACAGAGCGUCUGGAGACUGCCUUCCAUGCUCUCGUCCGCAGUCACGCCAUCCUUCGAACCGUAUUCAUCCCUUACCAGGAUACCCAUCUGCAAAUUGUCCUGCGCAAACUAAAUUUCAAACUCAUCAAGGUCAUGAGCGAGGAUCUCGCAGCAUCCGCAACCAACAUUCUCAGAGAAGACAAAAUCCCAAUCCCACCAGGCUCCCCGCACUUCCAACCCUUCCUCCUGUCCCAAUCGCCCACUUCUCACCUCCUCAUCCUCCGGCUAACCCACGCCCAAUACGACGGCGCCUCAUUCCGCCUCCUGUCCGAAGACUUAGCAUCCGCAUACAACAACAGCAGCAACAACAACAACGAGCAAUCUUUCAAUCCUCGCCUCCCAUUCCCCAGAUAUCUCCAGUUCCGCCACUCCCAAAUCACACCCAAAGCCCUGUCUUUCUGGCGCAGCACCCUCCAAAACUCCCGAAUGACAGACGUUCUGUCCCACUGCUCCCCCUCUCCACCAUCCGAGCCAGAGUCAAUGGUCAAAGUGCUCCGCUCCAUGGCCCUUCCAACACCACCCCCGGGAAUUACCCUCGCCUCCCUCCUAAAGGCAGCCUGGGCACUUGCUCUAGCGCGCACAACCAAUUCCCGCGAUAUCGUCUUUGGUCAGGUCACCAGUGGCCGGGAUGCGGCGCUAAAGGAUAUCGAAACCGUCUCCGGGCCAUGUAUCACUUUCUCCCCAUUCAGGGUAACAAUAGUCCCUGACACCACGGCCCUGAACCUAUUAUCACACGUUCAAAACCAACAGAUAAAAGCCAUCCCGUACUCCAACAUUGACCUCCGGGAGAUCGUCGCGCGGGCAUCGCCCUGGCCAGUGGGAACAGAGUUCGGGUGUGCGUUCACGCACCAAAACGCGGGGCUGGGGUUUCCCUGUCCAAUUGCAGGUGUCGAGUCAAAGUGGGUGCUGGAUGUGCGCACACCAGAAAAUCUGCAUCUCGUUACGUUUCCAGAAAACGGAAGGUUGAAUGCUAUGCUUGGGGGGUCAAGUAGGAAGAUCCGUGAAGUGGAGGCGGAAGGCUUGAUGGGAAGGUUUGUUGCUGCUGUGGUGGAGUUGGAGGAGUUGGGGAGAAGGGAGGAUCGGAUCGUUGUUGUUUAG
Messenger RNA from Aspergillus melleus, 14178 nucleotides. RefSeq lists its product as uncharacterized. The coding region runs from base 1 to 14178 and encodes 4725 amino acids. Gene Ontology annotation, biological process: amino acid activation for nonribosomal peptide biosynthetic process; secondary metabolite biosynthetic process. Gene Ontology annotation, molecular function: catalytic activity; phosphopantetheine binding. The record is from RefSeq and is a predicted model, not a curated record. NCBI's taxonomy places the organism in Eukaryota, Fungi, Ascomycota, Eurotiomycetes, Eurotiales, Aspergillaceae. The transcript has 2 exons. Gene Ontology annotation, cellular component: cytoplasm.